UACAGAUACUCGUGUUGUUUGCUUCUUCUCUCUUUGCAUUUUGCAUAUCUAAUUAUCUAUUCUAUCCCCAGUCGCUGGGACAUGGUCAAUGGAUGGUCGCUCCCCCAACACCCCUUUUUUCCUUAUUUUUUCUGCUUUCUAUUCUUUGAAGAACAAGGAUCCUAAAGACUCCAUUUUUUUCCUACUUCUUGGUAUCUGUUCCGAUGACUCGGGAAACUCCAUUCCCAUCAUCAUCAUCAUCAACAUCAACAUCAACACGACCCUCUUCCGUGUACAUGGUUUCUAAGUUGACGAUAAUACUGUUAGUUGUGUCAUGGGUGGUUGUUAUUGUUCAAGGCUCCUCUUGUAACCAAGUGGAUAAAGAGUCGCUCUUGGCCUUCGCCAGGAACAUAUCAUCAUCGGCGUCUUCCCCUCUCAAUUGGUCUGCUUCUGUUGAUUGCUGUCUUUGGGAAGGAAUUCUUUGUGAUGAGGACAAACACAGAGUCAUCCAUCUAUCCCUACCAUCAAGAGGUCUCACUGGCUUCAUCUCCUCAUCUCUCACAAACCUCACUGCUCUCUCACACCUUAAUCUCUCCCAUAACAGGUUAUCUGGUAAUCUUCCAAACCAUUUUUUCUCACUUUUUAAUCACCUGCAGAUUCUUGAUUUAAGCUACAAUCGUCUCUCUGGUGUUGCUAAUCACAGUAGCAGUAGCAGUACUAAUACUAGUAUUAUCCGGGUGCUGGAUUUGUCUAGUAAUUUAUUCAAUGGAACGCUCCCAAGUUCUCUCCUUCAGAACCUGGCCACAGGAGGGAGUUUGACAUCUUUUAAUGUUAGCAACAAUAGCUUCACGGGUCAUAUUCCCACUUCUCUCCUCUGCGUUAACAUCAAUAACUCCUCCUCCCUCAGAUUCUUGGAUUAUUCCUACAACCGUUUCGAUGGCAUGAUUGAGACUGGACUCGGAGCAUGUUCCAAGCUCGAGAAAUUUCGAGCAGGUUUCAAUUCCCUAUCCGGUCCUCUUCCCGGUGAUAUUUUUAAUGCUGUUGCUCUCACAGAAAUCUCCUUGCCCCUCAAUAAACUCUCUGGAACCAUUGAUGAUGGCAUUGUUAGCCUUACCAACCUCACAGUUUUGGAGCUCUACUCCAAUCAGUUCACAGGUCCCAUUCCUCCGGAUAUUGGCAAGCUCUCCAAAUUGGAAAGGCUCCUCCUUCAUGCCAACAAUCUAACUGGUAGUCUUCCCCCAUCUCUGACAAACUGUGUCAAUCUUGUCAUGUUGAAUUUGAGGGUCAACUCCUUGGGGGGAAAUCUCUCAGCUUUCAAUUUCUCCGGACUACUCAGGCUCACUACACUUGACCUUGCCAACAAUACCUUUAGCGGUAUUCUACCUCCAACCCUUUAUGCAUGCAAGUCACUUAAAGCGGUAAGGCUAGCUUCUAAUAAGCUUGAGGGACAGAUCUUGCCUGACAUACUUGGACUUCAGUCUCUGGCUUUCCUAUCAAUUUCUACCAACAACGUGAGUAAUGUCACCGGGGCUCUGAGGAUACUCAUGGGGCUCAAGAACCUCAGCACCCUUAUGCUCUCCCAGAAUUUUCACGGUGAAAUGAUGCCAGAUGAUGCAAACAUAACACAACCCGAUGGAUUCCAAAAGAUCCAAGUUCUAGCAUUGGGUGCUUGUAAGCUCACAGGCCAAAUACCUGGCUGGCUUGUUAAUCUGAAGAAGCUUGAGGUCUUGGAUCUGUCCUAUAAUCAAAUUAGCGGUUCAAUUCCUCCUUGGUUGGGCACACUUCCUCAGCUUUUCUACAUAGACUUAUCUUUUAACCUCCUUACGGGAAUAUUUCCUUCGGAGCUCACAAGGCUUCCAGCACUAACAUCAGGAGAGGCAUAUCAUAAUGUAGAAAGGACUUACCUGGAGUUACCCCUCUUUGCUAAUGCCAACAAUGUUUCCCAGCUGCAAUAUAAUCAGCUCUCCAACCUACCACCAGCAAUAUAUCUGGGACACAAUAGCCUCAAUGACAGUAUCCCCACAGAGAUUGGCCUACUGAAAGUUCUUCAUCAGCUGGACCUUAGCUAUAACGAAUUCUCUGGCAACAUCCCUGUUCAAAUUUCCAACUUGACUAACUUGGAGAAACUAUAUCUCUCAGGGAACCAACUGUCUGGCCAAAUUCCUGCUUCACUCAAAAGUUUGCAUUUUUUGUCUGUUUUCAGUGUAGCAUACAAUGAUCUUCAAGGACAGAUACCAAGUGGUGGUCAAUUUGAUACUUUCCCCUCCUCCAGCUUUGAAGGAAACCCACAGUUGUGUGGUUCAGCUAUUCAGCACUCUUGUCUUCCUCAACAAAGUAGUACUGCUGGAGGUCACAGCUUAAAGAAAAAGCUAAUAAUUGGAUUUGUCAUUGCAGCAUCUUUUGGCACUGUUUCCCUCAUUUCAGUGUUGAUAGUGUGGAUACUAUCCAAGAGGAGGAUCAAUCCAGGAGACUCUGACAAGAUUGAACUAGAAUCAAUUUCUGCCUAUUCUAGCAGUGGAGUUCAUCCUGAGGUUGACAAGGAGGCUAGUGUAGUGGUAUUGUUCCCUAAUAAAACAAAUGAAAUAAAGGAUCUUACCAUAUUUGAAAUAUUAAAAGCCACUGAAAAUUUCAGUCAGGCAAACAUAAUAGGAUGUGGGGGUUUUGGUUUGGUUUAUAAAGCAACAUUACCAGAUGGAACUACCGUGGCAAUCAAGAAACUUUCAGGAGAUUUGGGUCUAAUGGAAAGGGAAUUUAAAGCAGAGGUAGAGGCUUUGUCGACAGCACAGCAUGAGAAUCUAGUUGCAUUGCAAGGCUAUUGUGUACAUGAGGGCUUUCGGCUUCUUAUAUAUACUUACAUGGAAAAUGGAAGUCUGGAUUACUGGUUGCAUGAAAAUGUUGAUGGUCCAUCUCAACUUGAUUGGCCUACUCGACUGAAGAUUGCACAAGGUGCAAGUUGUGGAUUGGCUUACAUGCAUCAGAUAUGUGAACCACACAUAGUACAUCGUGAUAUAAAGUCAAGCAAUAUACUCCUUGAUGAUAAGUUUGAGGCACAUGUUGCUGAUUUUGGGUUGGCCCGAUUGAUUCUUCCUUAUCAGACUCAUGUUACAACUGAACUUGUAGGUACAUUAGGUUACAUUCCCCCAGAGUACGGACAAGCAUGGGUGGCGACUCUGAGAGGAGAUAUCUACAGCUUUGGGGUUGUCAUGCUUGAGUUGCUCACUGGGAUGAGGCCUAUCGAUGUAAGCAAGCCAAAAAUGUCAAUGGAGUUGGUUUCCUGGGUUCAACAAAUGAGGAGUGAAGGAAAACAAGAUCAAGUUUUUGAUCCUCUUCUGAGAGUGAAGGGCUUUGAAGAAGAGAUGCUCCAGGUACUUGAUGUGGCCUGCAUGUGUGUCCAUCAGAAUCCUUUCAAGAGACCAAGCAUUAGAGAAGUUGUUCAAUGGCUGAAGAAUGUAGGAUCAUCCAACCAACAAAUGAAUAGAGACUAGACAGAAAUGUUUGUCCUUGACAAUAGAUAUAUAUAUAUAUAUAUAUACACACGGGGAAAGUACUUCUUAUGUGACUGCAGAAGGGAAAACUUGCAGCAACACAGGAUACGCGUCCGAAUCCUGGUUUUUUUUUUUUUGUUUUUUUUUUUAUAGAAUCCGCACGUGUAUCCUAGGAUCCGCACGUGUAUCCUAGUGUUAAAAAUUUGCUGCAACUUUUCUCAUCAGCAGUCACAUGAGAAGCGACGGACCCUAUAUAUAUACUCGUUCAAAAAAAUUUGCAUUUCUAUAAAUACAGAAUCAUUUUUACCACUGUAAAUGAUGACUCUACCUAUCAGACUUUGU
This is a messenger RNA of Gastrolobium bilobum, 3806 nucleotides long. RefSeq names its product tyrosine-sulfated glycopeptide receptor 1-like. Gene Ontology annotation, biological process: protein phosphorylation. Gene Ontology annotation, molecular function: protein kinase activity; ATP binding; protein binding. Lineage: Eukaryota; Viridiplantae; Streptophyta; Magnoliopsida; Fabales; Fabaceae. The coding region runs from base 204 to 3464 and encodes 1086 amino acids. The transcript has a single exon. The record is from RefSeq and is a predicted model, not a curated record.